Molecule: messenger RNA, 918 nt
Organism: Bacidia gigantensis
Lineage: Eukaryota; Fungi; Ascomycota; Lecanoromycetes; Lecanorales; Ramalinaceae
Exons: 3
Coding region: 1-918 (305 amino acids)
Source: RefSeq, a predicted model, not a curated record
AUGGAUGAGCGCUGUUUCUUGUGUGGUCGAUUUCCUUUCUUUUCAAAACUUUACGCUCUCGUCUUAGACCUACUCCCCCACUCGCCAUCUAGACGUCAGAUGAGGACGAAGCCAGAUCUCAGAGUCAACACAUCCCACAGAGUCCCAAGUCGCCGUCCCACAAAAGCUUACCGUGGAGCUGAAUACCCAUCACACGAAGAGGCAAUUGUGAGCCCCCUAACUGGGUACGAAGCCCCAAAUUACAAUACUGUCAAUGCCCAAAAGGAAGCAGCGAGGCCUAUCUCGCCUGUGGGAGCCUCUCAACGACGAAAGAAGGCAGUAUCCCAAUAUGAACUAAAACGACAGUCGCAACAGCUACUAUUCCAGGAAGCCGCCCUUCCUCCUGAGACCAUCCAUCACAAGAAGGCCGGCAAAACGCAGCAGGAAAGUUCGAAGGGGCAGCCUUCCCACUACAACUUCAGCAGGCCACCUGAGGUCUCAACAUUCCAGGUGCCGCCUGAAAAAAUUGGUCAUAAGUGGUCAGCACCACCUCCGUCUCAGCCGAAGCAAGCACGUCAAACGAGUCAAGGGCGAGGUGAUCGUAGCCCUUUCCCUCUCCAUCAACAAAAAUCCCGUGUCAAGCAGACGUCAAAACAUGAACAGUCUAGGCCUAAGCAACCACCAAUAACCACAAAGAAAGCCGCAGGGCAUCGCAAGCCGGUUCCAUCUCAGCAUCCGCAUCAACCUACGCAAGGCGACCAUCGUUCUCGCCCUCGCAAUGAGACACAGAAGGCCUAUCGUGAUAUGGAGAAAGGAUCUCGCGGCGAAAGAUCGCAGAGUUGUGUGGCUCGACACCGGUGGCUACUCUUCGUCAUGUUUAUUCUCAUUGUGGUUGGCGGAGGGGCUCUAAUCGGUGUUCUGGCGACGAAGAAGUCAUGA